UUCGCAACCAGCGCUGGCUACAGCAGGUACCAAAGUACCUGCACUUCAGGUCAACUGCUGAGUUGGAGUCUUUCAACAACCAUAUCUUGAUGUAUGCCAGCAAGCGCUUUUGCUUCACCCCUCCCGUGUACGAAGCCAGAAUCCUGCUUGCUGCCCUGGACUACAAUCACCAUGUGCACAGGCAACCCAAAAGAAGACCUGAUGGCUCAGUACAAUACCGAAAGUUGUACAACAAAAAGUCUGCCAUGUGGAGCUUGUACAUAAUGAAAGAGGACAAGGACUAUUGCUACAUUCCGGAACUCCAGAGAGCCAUCAUCGGAAAGCGUUUGUCAAUGGGCCGUGGUCUACCCCGUCGUUCACAAGACAGGCCCGAGGACCCACGCCGACAUGGACUACUAGCGGGUGUGCCAGCACCCACCAUGCAGGAGCUUCUGGACAAGCAAUCGUGUCGGGGUGCUGUAAUGCUGCAGUGAAGACUGUCAUAAUGCCUCCUCAGCAUCCCUACUGGUACAAGUCUCAGCCUCUGCCCUCCUCAGCAUCCCUACUGGUACAAGUCUCAGCCUCUGCCCUCCUCAGCAUCCCUACUGGUACAAGUCUCAGCCUCUGCCCUCCUCAGCAUCCCUACUGGUACAAGUCUCAGCCUCUACCCUCCUCUGCAUACAUACUGUCAGCCCACUCACCUGCUGUUCCCACCACCUUGUUUCAUCUUCUGUUGACCAUUCAUACUGUUUCCACGGCUGUGCCCUCGUCAGCAGCCCAAACGGUCAUCGCCCUGUCUCGGCCUCUACCCAGGACUCCCAACUGCGGUCUGCAUCUCUACUGUCAGCCCAUUCACCUGCUGUUGCCACCACGUGUCAUCUUCUGUUGUUCGACAGUACUGUGCACCCUCGUCUGCAGCCCAAACAGUCAUUGCCCUGUCUCGGCCUAUACCCAAACCAGCUGUUACCUCUGCCCAGUGAUGGGCCUUCAUCCGCAGCCAAAACGAAGUCUCAUGCAGCACCCAGGACUGUGCCCUCGUCAGCAGCCCAAACGGUCAUCGCCCUGUCUCAGCUUCUACCCAGGUCUCCCAACUGCGGUCUGCAUCUCUACUCUCAGCCCACUCACCUGCUGUUCCCACCACCUUGUUUCAUCUUCUGUUGACCAUUCAUACUGUUUCCACGGCUGUGCCCUCGUCAGCAGCCCAAACGGUCAUCGCCCUGUCUCGGCCUCUACCCAGGACUCCCAACUGCGGUCUGCAUCUCUACUGUCAGCCCAUUCACCUGCUGUUGCCACCACGUGUCAUCUUCUGUUGUUCGACAGUACUGUGCACCCUCGUCUGCAGCCCAAACAGUCAUUGCCCUGUCUCGGCCUAUACCCAAACCAGCUGUUACCUCUGCCCAGUGAUGGGCCUUCAUCCGCAGCCAAAACGAAGUCUCAUGCAGCACCCAGGACUGUGCCCUCGUCAGCAGCCCAAACGGUCAUCGCCCUGUCUCAGCUUCUACCCAGGUCUCCCAACUGCGGUCUGCAUCUCUACUCUCAGCCCACUCACCUGCUGUUCCCACCACCUUGUUUCAUCUUCUGUUGCCCAAACGGUCAUCGCCCUGUCUCAGCCUCCACCCAAACCAGCUGUUACUCUGCCCAGUGAUGUGCCUUCAACCGCAGCCAAAAUGAUAAUUGCAUGCAGUACCCAGUAGCCCACGACUGUGCCCUUGUCAGCAGCCCAAAUGGUCAUCGCCCUGUCUCAGCCUCUGCCCCAGCCUCUGCCCUAACCAGCUGUUGCUACCUCUGUCCAGUGAUGAUUCAUCACAUGUAGCUGAACCGACCAUUCAUGCAGUACCCACGGCUGUGCCCUCAUCUGCAGCCUAACUGCUCACCGCCCCGUCUCAGCCUCUGCCCUCGUCUGCAGCCCAACUGGUCAGCCAGGGCCUGCUUUGCCCGCUCACCUGCUGCCCAGUGUCAUCUUUUGUAGUUUGACUGACCAUUCAUGCAGUACCCAGUUGCCCACGGCUGUGCCCUCGUCUGCAGCCCAAACGGUCAUCGCCCUGUCUCAGCCUCCACCCAAACCAGCUGUUGCCUCUGCCCAGUGAUGGGCCUUCAUCCACAGCCAAAACGAAGUCUCAUGCAGCACCCAGGACUGUGCCCUCGUCAGCAGCCCAAACGGUCAUCGCCCUGUCUCAGCUUCUACCCAGGUCUCCCAACUGCGGUCUGCAUCUCUACUGUCAGCCCAUUCACCUGCUGUUGCCACCACCCCGUGUCAUCUUCUGUUGUUCGACAGAAACUUACAUGUAGUAGCCCUACUGUGCGCCCUCGCCUGCAGCCCAAACGGUCAUCGCCCUGUCUCAGCCUCCACCCAAACCAGCUGCUACCUCUGCCCAGUGAUGGGCCUUCAUUCGCAGCCAAAACGACCAUUCAUGCAGUAUCCAGGACUGUGCCUUGUCUGCAGCCUAACCGGUAUCACAUUGCUACAGCCCAUAGACCAAGAGGGAGGCUUCACACUGGACCUCUGAUCCCUAUUUUUCAUCUUGUAUUGAAACUGGUUUCUUCAAGUGGAAGAUUGCCAUAACACUUCAUUAAAACUUGUUCA
Molecule: messenger RNA, 2563 nt
Organism: Engraulis encrasicolus (European anchovy)
Lineage: Eukaryota; Metazoa; Chordata; Actinopteri; Clupeiformes; Engraulidae
Exons: 18
Coding region: 485-1624 (379 amino acids)
Source: RefSeq, a predicted model, not a curated record